GGCAAUGAGAGGGGUGGAGGAGUGAGGAGGUGGGUGGGACACAUCGGUGGUGGCCGUUAGGAUGGGGGUGGUAAAGGCUGGGGUGGCGGAUCGACCAGCGGUGGAAGUGGAGAUAGAAGCGGUGGAGGUGGGAGUGGCGGAUGGACCGGCGGUGGAAGUGGAGGUAGAAGAGGUGGAGGUGGGAGUGGGAGUGAGGAGAGGAGGACGUGGGGGUAGACUAGAACCGGACGUGGAAGUGGGAAUCAUGGUAGUGACCACUUGGAUGGAAGGGGCACAAUGUUUGUCCCAUGUUAUCUAUCUGGCUGGAGAGGCCGGAGAUGGAGGUGGCGAAGGAGGAUUGGAGGGCACAAAUGGUGUUUUGCAUGGAUUGCAUCAUGUCGUGAAGGCUGUCUACGGAUGCAGUGUCAAUGGCGGUCAUGUUGAUGGUGGAGGAACCGUCCUCCAUGUGGAAGGAGAGGCCGGGGGCAAGGAAGUAGAUGUAGCAGUGGAGGCAGCGGCUGCAGCGGCGUUCUCGGCAGCCCAGGCGGCGGCACGCAGAGAAGUCUUGGUGCGGCGGGGCAUGAAAGAGAAGAAGAUGUGUGAAUUUUGUCGGUUUUUUUGGUAUUAAAUUGAAUUUUUAAUGCAUUUUUAAAUUUAAAAAUUAUGGGGGACUUAAUUGAAUCAGAUUUUGAAAUUUCCAAAAUAAAUUAAUUAAAAAAAAUAAAAUCUUUAUUUAAUU
This is a messenger RNA of Chara braunii, 718 nucleotides long. The record is from the annotation of a GenBank genome assembly. NCBI's taxonomy places the organism in Eukaryota, Viridiplantae, Streptophyta, Charophyceae, Charales, Characeae.